Molecule: messenger RNA, 1338 nt
Organism: Trichomonas vaginalis G3
Lineage: Eukaryota; Parabasalia; Trichomonadida; Trichomonadidae
Exons: 1
Coding region: 1-1338 (445 amino acids)
Source: RefSeq, a predicted model, not a curated record
AUGGAUGCAAUUUAUUUAAAUAAAUUUAAAAUUUCGCGAAAUAAUGUGCACAGUCUUCUAUACAUUACAAGUUAUUAUAAAUUUGAACAAUUUAAAGAACUUACACUACAAUUUAUUCAAGAUAUUCUCGAUUAUUUGUUUGAUUGGUCAGAUUUAAGUGAAUUUUUGGAGCGUUUUACAGAACCAUGUUAUCUAGAUGAUAUAGUUAGAAUUUUUGCACCGAAAAUUGCUCAUUUUUAUUCAACGUAUCAAAAAAUUGACGAUUUGAUUUCAAUUUCUCAGUUUCCCAAGAUUUUUUCCUCUACUUUAAUACAACUUAAGGCUAAAAACGACUUGACUACGCCAAAAAUACUGAAAUACCUUGAUAAAGCAACAUAUGAAUUUAAACAUUCAAAAGAAAUCAGAAAAGACGAUAAAGAUCAUACAUAUCAGAAAGGUUCUAAAAUAGAAGAACUUAUUUUAUUAAAUUUGACGGAGAAAAACAAAGCAAUUCAUAAAAUUGAAGAUCUUUACAACAAAGAACUCAUUGAUUUACAAAACAAAGAGGUAAGAUACUAUAUAACAGAGUACCAAUGCGAUUAUAUACCUGUUAAUGAAAUGAGGCCGAUUUUGAAAGAUUAUUUUCAAAUAAUUCGAAAUAAUUCGAAGAAAUUUGAGGAAUGUCCCAAUAAAACCAAUACAAAACCUAUCUCAAGAUGGCCAGUAUUCGCAUGGCUAUCAAGUAUUAAGAGUCCUGAGUUAAAUUCAGUUCCUAAAAUAGAAUUAUUUAAAUUCCUUCAAACACUCGGUGGAUUAUCAGAAGAAUACAUUGACUAUUCAUCCUUUGGGUUCUUCAAUGCAAAAAGAAUGCCAGAAAUCAAGUUAGACUGCUUUAAUGAAGCAAAUGCUUUUGUUGAUGAUGAAAAGCCUUUUAUCGCUAUACCAGAACAAUCUAAAGAGUCAAGUGGGUUAGUUAUUGACCUAGGAGCUUCGACAAUGUUCAUUCCUGAAAAAAUUUUCAUUGAUAUGAACGUAAAAUCGCGAAUUUGUCCAACAACUAAUACGAACAACAGAUUACAACCAGUUCCUAAGCAUAUUUUUGUAAAAAUUGAUGAUAAAAAAGAAAUUAAACUCGAAAUCAAAGAAAAUGCUGUUUUUGCUGAUAUAAAAGCAGUAAAUUCAGAACUCAAGCAACACAAUGAUCUUGGUGAUGAUAAGAAAUGUAGUUAUGAUCAAAUGGAAAAAGAUUUUGGCAAAAAUUUCGGAUUUCAUAAGUUAGUUAUUUCUCCAUCUCCAGGUACAACGGUUUUCAGGAUUAGGUAUAUCGAAAUUGAAGGAUCUUUUGCUACUACGUUUUAA